Molecule: messenger RNA, 3922 nt
Organism: Pipra filicauda (Wire-tailed manakin)
Lineage: Eukaryota; Metazoa; Chordata; Aves; Passeriformes; Pipridae
Gene: ANTXR2
Product: ANTXR cell adhesion molecule 2
Exons: 17
Coding region: 64-1518 (484 amino acids)
Cellular component (GO): membrane
Molecular function (GO): signaling receptor activity
Source: RefSeq, a predicted model, not a curated record
GGCCACUCCGGCGAGCGGCAGGACGGCAGCGCCCGCCUCCGCUCUCCGUCGCCCGCAGGAUCCAUGGCGGGGGCCGUGCCCCUGCAGCUGCUGCUGCUGCUGCUGCCGCUGCUGCCGCCGUCCGCCGUCGCCGUGCCGGCCGCGGGCGAGCCGUCGUGCCACGGAGCCUUCGAUAUGUACUUCGUCUUGGACAAGUCUGGGAGCGUGGCAACGAACUGGCAUGAGAUAUUUGAUUUUGUACGUCAGCUGACAGAAAGAUUUGUGAGCCCGAAGAUGAGAUUAUCGUUUAUCGUGUUUUCCACCCAGGCACACGUCAUCAUGCCGCUCACUGGAGACAGAGAGAAAAUCAAGAAAGGUCUUAAGGAUUUGGAGGAGGUGAUACCAGCAGGUGAGACAUAUAUACAUGAAGGACUAAAACAGGCCAAUGUGCAAAUUGAGAAGCAAGGAGCUUCGAGGUUCUCUAGUAUCAUCAUUGCACUGACAGAUGGCAAGCUGGAUGGUCAGAUUCCCUUGUAUGCAGAGAAAGAGGCAAGGAAAUCCAGAGACCUGGGAGCGAGAGUUUACUGUGUUGGUGUCCAGGAUUUUGAACAAGAACAGCUGGAAAGAAUUGCUGAUGUGAAAGAGCAAGUCUUCCCUGUCACUGGAGGAUUCCAAGCACUUAAGGGGAUAAUCAAUUCUGUUUUGAAACAGUCAUGCACUGAGAUCUUAUAUUUGGAGCCAUCCAGUGUCUGUGUGGGAGAGGAGUUUCAAGUUGUUCUUAGAGGAAGCGGCUUAACCCUUGGUGGGAGAACUGACAGCGUGACUUGUACCUAUCAAGUGAAUGGGACUACAAUCCAUGAAAAACCUAAAACAGUGGAGUCUGAUUUUUUGCUCUGCCCUGCACCGAUCCUGUACAAAAGUGGCCAAACCCUGGAGGUUUUGGUGAGUUUGAAGGAAGGCCAGUCUUUCAUGUCCAGCUCGUUAACCAUCACUGCUUCGGAGUGUUCCAGUGGUGUGGCAGCGCUCAUUGCCGUCCUCGUGCUGCUGCUGCUGGUGGCACUCGGCCUGCUCUGGUGGUUCUGGCCCCUGUGCUGCAAAGUGGUCAUCAAGGAUCCCCCUCCACCUCCACCAGCCCCGAAAGAGGAAGAAGAACAGGAGCCCUUGCCUACCAAGAAGUGGCCUACAGUGGAUGCUUCCUACUACGGUGGAAGAGGAGUUGGGGGAAUUAAGAGGAUGGAGGUGCGCUGGGGUGACAAAGGCUCCACGGAAGAAGGGGCCAGGUUGGAAAAAGCAAAGAAUGCUGUGGUGAAACUCCCAGAAGAACCAGAAGAACCUUUUCACCCUAAACCACCUAAACCAAAGCCUACCUCACCAGCCAUGCAGCAGAAGUGGUACACGCCAAUCAAGGGCCGGCUUGACGCGCUGUGGGCGCUGCUGCGGCGGCAGUACGACAGAGUCUCGCUGAUGCGGCCCCAGCAAGGAGACGAGAUAUUGCUGCAUGGGUGGUUUUGGACGCCUUUAGAGGAAGGACUUACAUGAGUAUGCAGUUUUUUCUCCACACCAGCUUGCAGAAGACAGUGAUGCUGGUCACAUCACACCCAGCCCGCGUUUCUAAUAAAACCUGCAGUUCAUGUUGAUCUGGAGUGAUAAAUCCCUAACAAGUGAACACAAGUCUUUUCUCUCCUGCUGGCCUCAGUUUGUCCAUCUAGAAUGCACAUGGUUGAAAUUCCCACUUAAACUGACUGAGUAUUUGUUAUUACCUGUUACUGACACUGAUAGUGUUUGGGGAUCUGUUAUUUCUUAGGGCUUUGAGGUUCCCCAGCUCAGGGUGUUUUCCCUGCCUCUUACAUAAUUAGGGGUCUGCCUGACCACAUUCCUUCUUUCUCUCCUCCCUUCCCCAUGAGUCCUGGAGUAAGGAGGCUGAGGGCAGAGACAUGGGGAAUUAGUGGGGAACCAAAACAGGCACUGUUCAUUUAAGGUUCUCCUCUCUCUCCCUCUGCCUGGAACUCGUUCUGGCAGGAAAAACCCUCCAAGCCAGCCCAAACUUCAUCUAAAUUCAUGCACUGGUAAUUGUCUUUAAAGAGCAGUGAGAAAGCUACAGACAACAGCAGAAAUAUUGCAUGGCUGGGUAAAUUGCAAUAUUAAUUACAUCACUGAGAACUACUGCAAUUCCCCAUUCCCUGCUUCCUGCUGAUGUUUUGCAGUCUUAUUUUGCUGUUGUGGCAUUACCUUGGCUGUGAACACCUUGCUGUCAGUGGCUCUUUGACAUCAGCUCUGUCAUCACAAGUGCUUGAAUUCACAGCAUUUCAGGACUUUGAGCUCCAGAAAUACUUAGCUUCUAUCACAGAGUUCAUUUGAUAUGCUUAUUUAAAAAAACCCAACCCAAUAAUCAUCAGAAGAAGCCCAUGGAAAGGCACAUAAAGAUGCCAGGCCUAUUAUCCUUUGCCUUUAAAGGAACCUCUUUGUGCUCCUGGUUGAUCAACAACUCCCUGACACGAGGUUGUGGCCAGGGGGGAGCCGGGCUCCCAGGGAACAAGCGACAGGACAAGAGGAAAUGGCCUCACGCUGUGCCAGGGGAGGUUCAGGUUGGAUACUAGAACAGUGUAUUCAUGGAAAGGGGGUCAGACCCCCGUGGUGGAGUCCCCAUCCCUGGAGGGUUUUAAAAGUCAUGUGGAUGUGGUUCUUGGGGAUAUGGUUUAGUGGUGGCCUUGGCAGUGCUGGGGGAAUGGCUGAACUAGGUGACCCUGGAGGACUUUCCCAACCUAAAGGAUUCCCCGAUUUUUCUCUCUGCACCUCUUCUGCAUUUACAACACAGAUGGUGGCAGCCAGAAGUUCUUACAAUUCCUAUCCCCGUUCAUCCGCCAGUUUUAUAUUCCUUAAACAGAAACACAACCAUUAGGAAAGCAUCAGGAAACCACUUGAUGUUCCAUUUGUGCCAGUGGAGACCUGCUGGAGCCAUGCCAGAUACCUGUGUGCUGUCACCCUCCUUGUUACCCAGUAAAACUGUUGAUCAAACCAAAUAAAUGAAAGGAAUAUGAAGCCCGGCCCAGAAUCUCCCAGAUUUUACAAGAAAGCAUAAUUUUGGCAACUCCAUAAUCUCCCAGGUUUCACAAGAAAGCAGCAAUUUUCCCCCAGCCAUACAUCUUGAAGCAGAAAUAAGGAUUCAGAGCACAAGCACUGCUGCCUGCUCCAAACCCAGCACCGUCACAGGGCACCAUCCUUGACACAUGCCCAUGACAAAAGGGAAGGGAUCGCUGCUGUGCCAGGGAGCUGCUGUGUGGGAGCACAUCCUACUCCAAUGCUCCAUGAUCCGUUGGGAGUUUGGGCAUUUAAGUAAGCUCCAAAUGGAUAAAAAGGGCUCAUGACUUAGGCUAGUGAAUUUGUUUCAUUCAGCAACACCAAAAGCUGUCAGGAUUCACCCGGGCCCCUUGAUGGGCAAAUGGUAUCUGCUCAGGUAUGGCAUGAGAAACCCCUUUUCCUUCUGUGCACAGAGAUUUACAGCCCUUAAGGACAGAGUUUACAGAUGCAGAGCUGGGGCUAUUGCUAAUAAAAUGCAGUCUCAGAUCAUCAGCAGCUCCACUAACAGUCACAUCUAUCCAUGCUCACCGUGUGAGGACCUGGCUCGGGGGGCAUCCAGGGGGCAGGAUUUGCCUCCCCCCAUGCUCUUCCCUUCCCACGGUCAGAGGGGUUUGGGUUUGCUCAGUGCAGUUACCCAGAAUUUGUGAAUUAUGCUCACAGAAGACAUGGGAGUGUCAAAAUGUGUCGCCCAUGUCCUCGCAUUUGCCUACAGCUGCAUUUGUAAGGCAAAUGUGGUGCCUCACUCUGGAUAAUUUCCAUUAAUUCUUAAAAGGUUUUCAUGGGCUUGUUAUUUUCUCAAACAUCUGAAUUUCAAUUACAGCCUCCUCCUAGCAUGCAGCAGCCUCACUGUGUGUGCUACUCUGCC